Dermacentor silvarum is the source of this 11593-nucleotide messenger RNA. RefSeq names its product mucin-12. Gene Ontology annotation, molecular function: DNA-binding transcription factor activity; protein dimerization activity. Gene Ontology annotation, cellular component: nucleus. Bases 183 to 5600 code for a protein of 1805 amino acids. The transcript is spliced from 5 exons. The record is from RefSeq and is a predicted model, not a curated record. NCBI's taxonomy places the organism in Eukaryota, Metazoa, Arthropoda, Arachnida, Ixodida, Ixodidae.
GCCGCAUCGUAGGUACAAGAGGUAUUAUUCAAAAUGGCUGCGAGUUUUGUUUAGAGUGAGUUUUACGCGCUAGACGAAGACUUUUUGCAGCUGUUGGUGUGUGCGAAAUUCGGGAUAGAUAAUUGUCAUGAAAGUUCGCCCACCACUGGCUUUUUCGAGGCCUGCGCAGCUCUGGUUUUGCUAUGUCAGAGCAGUAUAGCAGCGACGAAGAUGCCUGCAUCUGCAAUGGAGAAGUGGGGUCCCGCAGCAGCCACAAGCGCAAGGAGGUCCACAAUGAGGUGGAAAGGAGGCGGAAAGACAAGAUCAACAUUGGCAUCCUGCGCCUUGGGGAGCUGCUACCCGACAAGGAUCCCAGGAAGCAGAGCAAAAAUGGGAUCCUUGAACGGGCAUCGGAAUACAUCACAUACUUGAAAGACUUGAAUGAGAAGCUGGUGAUGGACAAGGUUACGAACUUGGAAGCCGCUGUGUUUGCUGGUUUACGUAAGCAGAUCAGGGAUCUGGAGGAACUGAAUGCCAACUAUGCGAGGCUUCUUACCACAGCGGGUAUUCCCCUGACGAGUGGCCCCGAAGAGAUUUGGGACCACAAGCCAAAAAAAUAUUCCUUGAAACACCUUCCCGACAAGCAACGUGCCUUACUUGCCUGCACCGAGGUCAAGACAGUUCUUCAGCAGCAGCAACCUUGCCAACAUCAUGGCACGACAGUCGUGUCAUCACGGCCUGCUGCAGAGCCUCUCACUCCUAAAGCACCGCAGGCUGCCGUGGCACCAGCUGUACCACCAGCACCUCCUCCAGCAAGCUGUGCACGAGAAGCAAUGCCUGGGUGCACACUGGUGACUCAGGCACUUCCAUCAGCACCCGUCAUGUCCACAGCUCAACCAUCCGCUGUCACGGUGUUCCAGCAACAACACCCCCUGACUGCUGCAGCUACUGGAGUGGCCACGGGAACGGCAGGAGGGGUUGUCUCGCAGCCUAUCCUCAUGAUCAACGACCAGGGCGUCCCUGUGCUACAGAAUGUGGUGACCUUCCAGAACACUUCCAUCAUCCUCAAUCCGCAGGGGCAUGCAAUGGGAGCACGUACGCCGGGAUCGGUGGUCUCCUUCACGGGGCCUGACAUGCUGCCCCAAGUGCACUUGGCAACAGGGCAGAGCACCGAUGACUUUGCCCACUCUGCAGCAGCCCUUGGUGGCCUGAUGCAGUGCGACCCCAAGCUGAAGGAGGCUGCCAAGCUCUGUGGCGUCCAGCAAAAUGCAGCAACAUUCCUCUCGGGUGCAGGAAUGAUGAUGAACCAGCCCCUCCUCUCCCUUGGAACUGGAGCCACGAUGAUUGCUGGGCAGACAGCACCAGCACCGCAGGUCCCAUCGGCAUUCCUUCUUCCAUCCGGACAGAUCAUUCCUGUCGUGUCGCAGCCGCAAGUGGUCAGUGCACCUAUGCAAUCGGCACACCCUCUCGGGAGUCAAGUGGCAGCUAAUGUGGCAGCAGCAGUGAGUAGUUGUAGCACUUCUCUCGGGAAGGUGGUGCAGUGUGACGGUACACAGAGCUACAUGUGCAGGGAGCAUGCAUCUUCCGUUCAACACAAAACACUGGCGUCUACACCUUCAUCCGGUGGAACUGCAGUGGGUAAUUCCACAGCCCAGCCAGGAGGAAACUGCAGAAAGCAGCACCACACCUGCCCACAGCAUUCGUCGCCAUCUUCGUCAAAGUGCAUUGCUGUGCCAGACAGUUCGAGGACAAAGCCAGUAUGUUCCCACGCAGCAUCCAAACAACCGCUCUGCUCCAUCAGGCCCAAGCCGACUCCUCAGACCCCAGAUUCUAGUCAGGCUAAGCCUUCGUGCACGCGUAAGAGCGGUGGUGGCAAGAAAGUGUCAGCAUCAAAGACUUCCCCAGAGAUACCAGCCAAGAGGGCACGUGCAGAUGCACCACGGUCAGAUGAGGAGACUGCCUCACAUGCUUCCACCUGUUCAUCGACCACGGCUACCACCUCAGCCCAGAGCACGGAGGGUGUGAGCAGCACAAGCAACAAAGAAAUUUCACCACUUGCUGCAGACAUUCUUGCCCAAGCGACAGAGUCUAUCUUUUCGUGUGGUGGCAACGUGGAAGCAGCAGUCAACCAGGCCACACAGUCGAAAAACAAGAGUCCGAUGUCAGCAAACUCAAGUGACCAGGCUACCGCGCCUGCAGGUUCGAUUCCCGCCACUGUAGAGACUAACACAGGUGCACAAGCGUCAACCACAAUUACAGCAUCUUCUCCUCCCAGUACCUCAGUCGCUCUCGCUCAAAGUCACUGUUCGAGGGCUUCUGUGCUUGCAGAAGCAGUCUGUAGCAGUGAUACCGUCCCAGCCAACAGCACUGUUGAAGAAGCAUCCAAGAUUAAAGACAUUUUUCAGAAUGGAAGGCCAACAGAAAUCGAUGCAGAGACAACAUCUACUACUAGCCAAGUGUCAGCUGAAAAUGGUGCACAGUCAGCAUCUGCAAAGGAAGGGCAAGAUGACGUACAGGCAUCUGAUAAUGACCGUAACGAACUUCCUAGUCUCAGUUUACACUCCAUAGUGAUGGAGGAAAACAUUGAUAUAUCUCCGAGUGUCAGUUCAACAACCUUUACCGAAAGUUAUGUCUCAGUCAGUGCCAGCAGUAAUGGCCACAGCACGCCUCAAGGCUCCUCUAAGAUCCCUGACUGUGCCGCUUCCAUACUUUGCCAACUCACUCCACCCAGCAGCAAAGGCAGUGAAGAUAAUAGCAAAGCCUUUGUCUCAAGUACUGACAGUCUAGCAUCGGACCAGGAGUUGCCUCUAAUACUGAGUAUUCCUGAAGACGAUGGGCAUGGUUCUCUCAACAGCAACUCAAAUCCAGGUCUUUCUUUCCCAUCACUGUCGCCCGGGGAUCAGUUGGAACAUGAAUUGGGAAACAGCAAUGCUAAGACAGCAGAAAGCACGAGCAGCCUAUCGCAGUUUGUCCUCACUCCACCAACGCCACACCUUCCAGCCAGCACAGCACAGGUAUCAGUCACCUCGAGCACAAACAAAAAAAAGGAGUCAUCAGAGAGCAGCACGUACACCUAUGUUGCUUCUGAGAGCUUCCCAACACCACCAAGUCAUUCAGAGGAGUUGCACACCAUUGGGAACACAGGCAGCAGCAGCAGCAAGCAAGACUGCCACCAUGCCUCUCGAUCUCCACAACUUCAUAGCGCACCUCCCGUGAAGUUGCACACGGAGGCAUCGUGCCACAGUUUUGUUUCAAACGCACCGCCUACACUCCCAAUGCACAGCAGAGGAUUGCAGUUUUCAACAGCAUCUGCAGCGAGCACACCUGCUCAAGUGCACCACAUUUCAUUGCCUGGCUUUAGCACAGCUCAAGGAUUUGCUGCACCCAAGGAGCCCGAAUCUUUGCCCCUGCUGGACAACAGCAGCAAGCCGCCCCCUUCACCAUGUCGUAUGAUCCGUGACUCUGGACGUUGCUCGACACCAAGUAAGAGUCCAUCAACGCAGUUUCCAAUGUCCAUAAACCCCUACAUGACCACACCUUCCUUUCCGUUUCCACGACCCGAUCAGUACACACCUUGUACCAGGACACUAACUCCUCAAAGUAACACACCGAAUAGCAGUAACACUGCAUUGUCGUGUUAUUCUGCCGAGGCGUUGAUUGGGACUCAGAACUUCUUACCAUCUUCUUACCGGCUCACGCCCCCCUCGUGUGCCCAGGUGCCCACAACUCAGAGGUCAUCCUGUCAGCAGUCAUCGCGCCCUCAAAUCUCCUACUCUGCAGAAAGCCUUAUUCAGUCACAGGCUAGCAAUCCAAAGAAAGAUCUGCAAGCAAAUGCCAAGGAACCUAGCUUUUCAAACCAUCCCGGAUUUGUGAACAGGCUUCCUUCUUACCAGCCCCAGACUAGCACACAGCAUACUACAGGGCACUCGCAUCAGAGGCAGCUUCCAGCUAGCACAUCUCAACAGAUGCACUUGCCUAGCACAACUGUGUCAGUGGCAGCAGACAACCGGUCACAGGCAUUGCCUGUUUCAACGACCGUGCCUCCUCAGCCCACCUCAGUGCACAGCAGCUACACAGUACAGCUUAGCAACAACACGCAGCGCAGCUUGGCAACAACUCCAAGUCGGUACCCCAUCCACACGUACCACACUGCCAAGGAUGACUUCCCCAUGCUGCCCUCAGCACCAUUACACACUCCGCCUCUGCACACAAUGGCGCCACACAUGUCACAGUCUCCCUCGUCCCGCAGCCACCACGUGCAGCCCGAGACAGGCUCGAACCAGAACAUGUUUCAACACCAGAAUUACCCUUACCCAAAUUUUUCCCUGGGUCAUCGGAGCCCCAGUUUCGGUGCCUGCACUGCCUCACGGCCUGAAGUUCCAGCAACAAGUCGAGCACCAGCUAGCUGCCUUCAGGCAACGUCCCCCCGACAGUCUCACUUUGGAAUGCAGGUGCCUACAUCCCAGCAACAGGGCUGCCUGUUUCCAAGUGCCUCCUCGGCGUCCCUCCUGCCCUUGACGUCAGAGUUCGGUCCUCAGUGCUCUGGACCAUUGGCUCCACCUCCACCGCCAGUCUUUGGAAAUCUGUCGCAACACUGUGCGCAAGCGCCACAUCUGGUUAACAAUCUGAUCCCCGGCCCGUUUGCCACCGGUGGCAACACCAUAUGUGGUACCUCACUUCCUCCGCCAGGCGCGGAGAGUGAAAAGCAAGGCGGUCGCAGGGACAAACAAGGCAUGCACCUGAUGUCCGAGACCGGCUGUCCCGAUCCUGAAAAGCAGCAGUCUAAAUCAAAAUCCAAAAAGAGCAAGCCCUCAAAUACCUCAUCGCACACUGCUGUAAGCAGCAUACCAUACUUCCCAGAUUUCAGAAAUGAAUCUCAUAACCACGCGUUGAUAACGUUACCCCCGCCUCCAGCACCCUCACAAAAGCUACCUCACGCUCCUUCCCUUCCAUCGAUGUCCGUGUCGACAUCAUCGGCAUUGCCUUGGCCACAUCAUCAGCAGCAGCAGCACCAGCAGCUGCAGCAGACCCCGCAACCACCCCACACAAAGCCCAGCCACACCAGCACUGAUGUCGAGCGAAGUGCAAACAUCAGUAGCGCCGCUUACAACCCGCUCUUCAGACCUCAGUCCCAGCAGAACAGCAUCAAUCUGAACCUCAACGGGUCUUGUGCGCCAGCACCUCACUCCUCCUCUGCAGCUUCUUUCUCACACCACCACAGCCCCCUACAAAGAAACACGCAACACAGUAGUGCAUCAACAUCAUCAGUUGCAUCUGUAGUAUCCAUGACCAGCCCCAGCAUCUCAACAGCCACACAAGUGGCACCCUACUCAAACUGUGCAGUUGCACCGUCGCAGCAUGUCCCCAACUUCAACCUGAGCAACAUCUUUCCUGACAUUGGCUCGGGAGAGCAGGGCAGGGCUAGUGCAGCACCACCUCCACCGCCUCCAUCCACGCACUUUUAUCCCUCAAGCCGUGUGCUGCACAACUCAUUCAACCACAUUCUGCCACCUCCACCACCGCCAGCACCGCCACACAACAACUUUGUGCACUCGGGCCACCAUGCGCCUUCCUUCUCUAAUGUUAUCCCUCCACUCACCUUUCCUAUGCACGAACAUUAGACCUUCCUUGGCACCCCACAAAUAGGCAAGUUUGGGAAAGUGGUCUCUAAAACAAUGCACCAAUUCCCAGGUGGCUUUUCUGCAGCCUGCUGCUGCUCAUGACGACUGCAUUGAAAUGCACAUAUGUUGGUUGGUGCUCCUGUACUUACACUUCGUAGUUUUCAUUUUUCUGGUGAAGUUCUUGUUGUUCUGUUAGGUGUUUUUCGUGAUAUUUAUUCCUUGUGCUUGUCUGUUUUGUAGUGUGCUACUGCUCAUCUGGGCUUUUUAGCCUCUUGUUAAAAAGAAAAAAAACAGCGCCUGGUUUUUGCAUACUUGAUGUUCUAAUUCUAAAGUACAGCUCCUAACCUCUAAGGUUCAGAUGACAAAGUGAGUGUGUGUGUGUGUGAUGCUGAUUGGAAACUUGUGUCCCUGAAGUCACGUUCUUGAUCACAGAAAGCUGUUUACAUAUUGCUCAAUCGACCGCAACGUGAACCCGAGUUGGCUCUGCUCACUGUGUUUUUGUAAAGAUAUGAGACAGUUAUGUUGGACUUGAAGCAUUUCUUGCGCAUUGUGCAGUUUUUAUUGUGUUUUUAAUCGUUGUAGAUUUUACUGUGGGUCUGGUGAUAACAGCUAUACCAGGUCCCAGUGUGUUUAUGUUUAUAUAAUGAUGUUCGUAAAUGAAACUAAGAUAUAUUCACAGACAAUAUUUUCUGGCUAUAAAAGCAACGGCAUGAGGGUGAAGCUUGUGAACCUGUGUUACAGAAACAAAUAGUUUGGCUGAGUAUGGCGCCACUUUCAGCUUAUCCAAUUUCAUGUAGCUUGGUGACUUAAAAAAGUAGUUGCAGUUAAGUCAGCAUAAACAGUGCAAGAAAUUGGCUUUAUCUAUUUCAACAGUUAUUUUUUGCUGAAGUUUGGCAUAAAUUCAACAAGCUGAGUGGCAAGCCAGGACACAAUCGCAUUUUCUUUUUUUUUUUUUUUUUUUUUUUUAGAGAUGUGCAGAACCUGUCUGACGAUCACAUGGCAAAACUCAAAAAGAGCAGCUAAAAAAUAUUGUGAACAGGUGUUAGACUUCUCUUUAGAUAACAUGUAAUAGAUAAAAGAGACACAAUUUUUGUUUUUCACAUUGGAAAACACCGCUCAAAUUGCUGGACUAUUCUCCGCAGUGGUGCAAGGCAUUCAUUUUGGGUAGCCAGGAAGAGUUUCCGCAACUAUGCGGUAAAGUUUUUUUACCUAUGGUUGCUUAUACAGUAAAACAGAAAAUGGCAGCUGAAACCUAGAUUUGACACCAUAAUUGUUACUUUUCUGUCAUCUUGAUUUGUGAUGAUGAGUAUUACAGAUGCUAAACUGGCAAGCCAAUUUAGGCAGGCCGUGUGCCUGCUAUGUACAUAGGUAACCUUUCUUGCAUGCUGUAACCAUCAAUCUGCUUCUGUUUUCUUAUACAUUAUUUAAUUGUGUCUCACCAUAUAUGGCUGCUUUCUCAAUUAGUCACAUUGAAGGACCUUUCCCACGGCGCAUCAUCCAUUGCAGCGUGUCACAGUCGCUGGCAGAACUGGAAUUUUUUCUUUUGUUGCGAAAAUUCCACUUAAAAGAGCUGUGGCCUAGUUGUAGAGCGCCCGUCUUGGCUGCGGGAGGUGGUGGGUUCGCCGGGCACCCGCUGGUUCAAGUGGGCACAAGUGUACCCUGGCCUGGCGUUCAGCUUUCUUCAGGGGUGAUACGCUUGGGAAAGGAGGCUGUGCCCUAAAUUCCCAUCGAAACCAUCGUGAGCACAAAAAAAAAGAAGAUUUGGACCACUCCCAUUUAAAUUUCCACCAAAAUCUAAUGCGAACAAAGGACAAGACACGAGAGCAGCAGUCUCAACCAGAGCAGCCCAGGCAAUCUCGAGCUCGCGCCUCUCUGACGUUGUGGCUGCAGCGUUGGGCAUUUCUCUUCACUACAGAGCAUUCAAAGUUCGCUGGUGUCUGCCAAAGAUUUUUGCAAGACCACUAGGAAAAAUUUCUAUAAGGAGUGAAAUUUAAUGUAGUCAAAUGCCAUAUAACAAACCUCUGUUAAGCAAACUGUGUGGUAUGACGAAAAUUUUUUAGAGCGCAGCUCUGAGGUGCUUGUUUCUGCGGCGAGCGUCAGCGUCCUUGGCAUAACCGAGCGAACGAGCACAGCGAAGGAUGAAAGAGCGAACGCAGAGAGCAGUGGGGGAUGAAAGACAGCAAUAGCGAAGAGAGCACAAGGAGGAAAGCGGAGGAGGAGGGUGCAGCGAAACCGUGAAGCGGAAAGCAGAGGAGCAGGGUAUGGCGAAAGCAUGACGAGAUAAGCGUAGUGCUGCGCAAGACGGGCUCUGCAGUGACAAUGGCUGCAAGAUGGCGCCACAGUAGCGUGCGUUGUCUGUUCACCGAUGACUCCAACGAUACCAUGUAUGGAAACAAAGCACUGCAUGAGCGGAGGUCUGUCUGUGGCAGCUGCUGUGAACCGCGCCCAUGCGCCGCCUGUGCGCUCCCUCUCGCGAUCUCCCGAUUAGUGAGGUAGUCGCGCCACGCUUCGCUGCGUUUGCAAUGUGCCGCACGAGAUAGAUUGUCCGCGUCGGCCACUAUAUCACGAAAUGAAAGCACGUAUAGAGCUGCGCUCGAAUUUCGCAUUAGGGAGUAUCGUUAUUGUCGGUAUUUUUUUUUUCUUUUCAAAUCUGAAUUUCAUAGAACAUAAUGUAUGCUUUCCUACACUUUAGCAAUGCAACAUGGCUCUGCAGCCUCGUCCAUGCGCAUCAUGUGCACUUAACUGGAGCCUCUGUGACAAGCAAAAGAAAAGAAAGGCAUUGCACAAUGGUAAAUUCAUCAUUUGCACACGUCCUUUCAUGCUUGCAAAUGUUGCUGUUAAGCACCAAAAACACCGUUUAGCAGAGAAUGAAAUCCGCCACUAUGCCAUCUAUUGUGCUGUAAUAGCAACAGAGCUGGGCUUGCCCCAUUCAUGCUUGCGGUCUUGUCGAAAUGCUCCUGAAACUCGCCAGCUGCCAGUCCGAACAGGAAAACGCCAACCAGGAGUGUGCCUUGGCAAUGAUGAAAGGAAUGCUUAUUGUCUCGGUGUCAUUGCACUUUGUUUUUGUUAUCGCAAACGAUGUCCCAGUGAUCUUGUAUUUGUCACUCACUACACCUAGCCUAGCAAGGAAACAAGAAUUCGGGAUCGCCAGUCAGCCUCUAGAGUCUGUAAGAGUACGUUUAUCUAGGCCAAUUAAUCACAGGGGACCCUGAUCAUGAGAAGGAAAUUUACAGAAGAAUAAAAUUGCGUUGGACUGCAACGGUAGGCAUUACCAAAUCUUGAAUGGGAGCUUACCACUGUCAUUGAAAAGAAAAGUGUACAAUCAUUGCAUUCUACCGGUGCUAACAUAUGGGGCAGAAACUUGGAAGCUAACAAAAAAUCUCGAGAACAAGUUAAAGACCGCACAAAAGAGCGAUGGAACGAAAAAUGGCAGGCCUAACGUUAAGAGACGGGAAGAGAGCAGUGUGGAUCAAAGAGCAAACGGGGACAGCAGAUAUUCUAGUUGACAUUAGGAGAAAGAAAUGGAGCUGGGCAGGCCAUGUAAUGCGUAGAAUGGAUAACCGGUGGACCAUUAGAGUUACAGAAUGGAUACCAAGAGAAGGAAAGCGUAGUCGAGGACGGCAGAAAACUAGGUGGGGUGAUGAAGUUAGGAAAUUUGCGGGCGCGAAUUGGAAUCGGCUAACACAAGACAGGGGUAAUUUGAGAUCGCAGGGAGAGGCCUUCGUCCUGCAGUGGACAUAAAUAUAGGCUGAUGAUGAUGACACCUUGUAAAGGAGAAGAUGGAGCAGCAUUGGCAGGCUACGUUGAUAAUGAUAUGCCUAAAGGCAUGGCUCCAUAUAACAUGACCGCUAGAAGUAGGGAGAACCUGUGUGAAAAUCUUUGCUUUCAAUGUAAUCUCUACCUCACAUGCAAGUGCUUUUUACCCAUAAUUAACGGUUGUUUAUUGAGCAAUUCUGUUCAUAAAUGCUUACUGACAACAUGCUAUCCUCCAGGACUGUUCAGGAACUUGUGGAAUUUAACACAGUUUCUCACUACAAAUACAGCUUUGUUACAUCGAGGUUCGACUAAAUAGCACACAUCCAGUCCUGUCUAACACAAGUAUCAUUUGCAUAUUACCAUCAUAGCAGAAUCCCAAAUGCUAGAAAUAAAUGCACAUCUAAGGCACGUAAAUAUCCUACACUGUUGGAAUUGAAGCAUAGAUAGUAAAAUGCUGAUUAACACAUUUAGAAAGUGCUCUAUGUUACGCGAAAUUAAAUUUGCCUAAAACGUUCUAGAAUCUGGUACUUUGUCCCAGUGUUUGCAUUAAUAAGAACAGGAACUGGGAAUUGGUGCUACAUUUUUUUUUUUUUUUUUUAUGCUAGAAGGGUUAAGCUAAGCAAUGUCCAAGAUCUGAUAGAAUCUCUCAAGUAUUCUUGCAAUUCCAUUAAAUAUCUAAUAUUACUAAAGGUAGGUUUGUGUUACUAAACGAACUUAUCUGCUAGAGCUAGUUGAAAAUCCAGUGAAAUGGAAGAAGUGGAUUAGUGAGGGGUAUUUAAUCAUGUCAUAAUGCUUGUGUUGUCAAGUUUGUCAGUGCACAUGGAAAGGCUGAGAAGGAGGUGAAGUUCUAAAAAAAAAAAAUUUAUUUGAGCUUGCAACUGUCCCGUGUCAACUCUGAACAAAUACCCUCCCUUCGGAAGCAUUGUUGUAGUCCUAGCGGCGACAAUGCUGAGGUGAAAUGUAUCGCGCAAACAUCUGUUGUCUGAAAUUAUUGUACUGCCUCUUGCAUGGACAGGAGCAGCUGUUUGUUGUCUCUGAUUUGAAGGUUGUUAGUGAAAGAAGGUGCUUGUCAUUGUGAUGAACGCAAAUGAUCCUCCCUCCAACUUCUUACCGGUUCUCAAAAACCCGCGUGGUUCUUUAACUAUAGAGCCUCAGGUUGAGGUUCAAGACGGUGCAAAAGCAAAUGCAUGUCAACUUCUGUCGUUACAUGUAAAGGCCUGUACGUCUAGUCAGCAGCACACCUCUCCAGCCGAUCGCACUUUGAUGUGUCAUUUGCAUUGUAGAUACCUUUGCGAGUCCUCAUUUGCAGCAUUGUCGGGUGGUGAAAUCAGCCGUGUUUUUAUGUAUAAAGGCCCAUCCAACGUCACCCUCUUGCCAUCACACUUGACUGUAAUACCCCUUCCAUGCAAGUUUUCUAAUGUAAGCUUGUUAUGCAGGAUGGAUGUACGUAGUUGUACACAGUAUAAUGUUUUGCACUAUUAGUGUAGGUUAUUACUGUUGAUAUUUCAUGAGGUGCACAACAGAGUAAGUGUACAGACCGGUCACUGUAAUUUAGAAGUUCAACUCACUCGGUGUACUGUGUUGUUUUUUCAUCUAUUGCAGUCGCUUUGCUCGACUUUGCAUGUAAAUAAGCUUGGUGUAAAAGUGUUUCUAUCAGCUUAGGAAGGUGAUGGUGCUGUACAUAUGUUGAACAACAUGCAUCAUGUGAACUGUUUGUUGUCAAGAAGCUGUUAGUGUAUCAUAUGCUCAAUCUCUUGUGCAUAGUGAAGAAAGAGGUGUAAGCACUUUUGUAAAUUACGUCAGGGCCCCCGUGUGAUUCUUUUGGUGUGUUUUUGCGUGGGACGCUAUGUUUCGGAACUGAUCAUUUGACGAAAACGAGUGCUUUGCAAUAAAGUUUACGUUUUAUUUUGCUAUUGUGUAUGAUAAUGUCUGAAUAAGACCCCUCUCUACCCAUGUACUUACUUCAUUAAAAUGUACAGACACAUUCUAGCCAUCAUGAAAUGAAUGUAUGUGAAGUGGGGGCCUAUAUAUUUUAUGAGCACAACAAAACCUGUUUGUAAUCUGGCCAAAAGAUACUCAAAAUAAAAGAGCUCAUGCGGUCAUGUUUGCACUGUUUGUUUUUGUUUUAUGCAGGCGUGUCUUGAGGUCUGUUCGAUGUCAUUAUGCAUUUGUGCUGGCAAUAUGUUCAAGAAUUCAAUAGUCGGAAAUGUUCUGGCUGUCACGUCAAAAUAAAUGCU